Osmerus eperlanus (European smelt) is the source of this 2930-nucleotide messenger RNA. Its product is annotated as piggyBac transposable element-derived protein 4-like. The record is from RefSeq and is a predicted model, not a curated record. The coding region runs from base 769 to 2700 and encodes 643 amino acids. Lineage: Eukaryota; Metazoa; Chordata; Actinopteri; Osmeriformes; Osmeridae. The transcript is spliced from 2 exons.
UAAUAAAUAUAUUUUUUAGACGCUACACAUGUUAUACAUCAUUGGAAAGCUACGAUUCUUGUGCUUGUAGAUAUGUAAACCAUUUCAAGAUCGAGUCACAACAACAAGUUUAGUCAACGUCUUUGUCCAGUCACCACUUUGGUGUUGUUUACAAAGCCAAACUCUCUACUUACCCUCAAAGGUUCCGUGUCGUCCUGGUAUGCAAACAACACAUCAAAACUUGAUCUGCGUACAUUCCCAAGGGUUCAAAGUAUCUAACCAUGUAAAGUAAUUCGUCCAAAUACAAUGUUUUACGUUCAUGAAUAGCCAUUAUCCUUUGUUUCAUCAUGCAAGUUAGCCGACGGAAGAAACAACUUGUUCACAUAAAAGUGCACCUUUCUCCGGUUAGCAACGGUCUAUUUACUAUCCAAAGGCAUCAAAAUGUCCGCUGAACCCUCCCCUUUUGAUUGACACCAAGAUUGACCCAAUCGGAGCUUCCAUUGCCUGUCCAAGGCCUUCAACAGCCAAGCAACGACUCAUCUGAAUUGAUGGCCCAUCACACCCCCACCUGGGUUUUCUUUGUUUGAAGCUCAGCCCAAUCAAAACCAAUCUUGGAAAUGACUGACACGUCUUUUAGCCAAUCACAUUCUGAAAACAAUGAUAUGGGACUUCCCAGGUAAGUGAAAACAUUGAAAAGCUGUACUCUCUGCGUAAAUAGCUGCAUAUGUUCAUGCGUUGUGCGCGCUGUUGGAACGGAGAUUAUUGACGCAGUUGGUUAUCGAUUUCAUCAUGGCAAAGAAGACACAGAAAACGAAGUAUUGUCUCACAGAAGUUUUGGAAGAAGUAACUGGACAUGAUAGUGAUUUAUCAGACAAUGUAUCCGAGGAAAACACAGAUUUUUCUGACUUUGAUUCAGAAGCUGAGGAUUUAUAUCAGGAAGGAGGAGAUAUUACCUUGGAUAAGAAAACAUCUGAUGAGGACUACGAGCCGGAUAUUCCUGCUCAAGUCAGCAAGCGGCCCCGUACAGCAGCAGGACAGGAGGACAGCAGCAGCUCAUCCAGUGAUGAGCCUCAAACUCCCCAGAGAGGUUCUGCCAGCAGGAGAAGGCCAAGAGGAAGAGGAAGAGGAAGGGGAAGGGGGAGAGGCAGCAGCAGAACCAAAGCUGGAGCGUCAACAAGCCCAUCUGGAGAGAGAUGGAAUGAUGUUGACAUUCCUGACAUAACACCACCUCAGCCUACUUUCAGGCCGACGAACCCACCUGGACCCCAGCUAAUUCGGACAGCGACCUACACAGCCCUGCAGCUUUUCCAACUUUUUUGGACAAACUCGGUAUUACAAACUAUCCUUCUAAACACCAAUGAGUUUGGCUUGACUCACCACUCCACACCCACUCACCCCUGGAUUGAUCUGACAUUGCAGGACAUGUUUACCUUCAUUUCCAUGGUCAUCUACAUGGGUCUAGUAAAAUGCUCUACAUUUACUGAUUACUGGCGAAAGGACAAACUGCACAGCUUCCCUUUCCCAAAACAGGUAAUAACCGGGAAGAAGUUCCUCCGAAUCUCCAGAUCUCUUCAUCUGAGUAGCAUGGCGGACGAUGCUACUAAUGAGCAGAGGAGAGGCACAGCAGCCUUCAACCGUCUUUGCAAGAUCAACCCAGUUUACCAGGAGAUAAGAGAAGCAUGCAAAAGGAACUAUCACCCAGGCCAGGAUAUUGCCAUUGACGAGAGGAUGGUUGCCUCUAAAGCUCGCAUUGGCCUAAAACAAUAUAUGAAAAAUAAGCCUGUUCGCUGGGGAUACAAACUGUUUGUUCUGGCUGACUCGAAGAGCGGUUACACAUGGGACUUUUUUGUGUAUGAAGGAAAGCUCCAAGGAAACACUGGCAAGGGUCUCAGCUAUGAAUCAGUGAUGGAGCUAAUAGACACACAGUUGCUGGGCACCGGGUACAAACUCUUUGUUGACAAUUUCUACACAAGUCCCACCCUUUUCCGAGACCUCCUUCAGAAGAGGAUCUGGGCAUGCGGAACCAUCCGCACAAACAGAAUUGGAUUCCCGAAAACAAAAGAAAACAGUUUGGACUCAAAAUCUCCCCGCGGCAGCAUUCGCUGGAUAAGGAACGACCCCCUCCUCUUUGUCCAGUGGCGAGACACAAGGGACGUCUUCCUGUGUUCAACGCUCCACACAGCACAUGCACAGGACACGGUGCAGAGGAGGGUCAAAGGUGCAGAUCAGCGCUGGAUACUGAAAGACAUCCCAGUUCCGCCAGUGGUAAAGAACUACAACCAGUGCAUGGGUGGAGUGGACCUCUCCGAUGCACUGAUCGGAUACUAUAAAGUACUCCACAAGACCCAGAGAUGGUACAAGACCUUCUUUUAUCAUUUCCUGGACAUUGGGAUUGUGAACGCCUUCCUCCUUCACAAAGACAUUGCAAAAGGAAAAGGACAGGUACCUCUGACCCAGAAGGCCUUCAGAGAGACCCUUGCUGUUGAACUGGCAGAGUUGGGGCCUCAACCCUUACCCGGUCCCUCAUCUUCCAUCGUGACUCAACCCACAGCUAGUCACAGGCCAGUGCAUAUCAGUGGAGACAGCACCGCUGGUCGGCAGAGGUGCAAACACUGUGGUUUACUGACACCAGUGAAGUGUUCAACCUGCAAUGUAGCUUUGUGCUUUGUCCCCAAACGUGACUGCUACAAUAACUGGCAUGUUGCCAAAAACAUUUUGUGAAAUUGUCAAUAAUUAGUGUCAACAAUUCACUGUUUGUAAAUAGUUUGGUGUGUUUUUCUUAUAUAAACUAGUUUUUCCACAAUAGCUCUUGUUUUGACUCUUUUAUUUGCACAAAGUUUAGUUUGAAGAAGGUAAAAAGCACUCUUAUGCCUCAGUUACUCUGUUUCAACAACACUAAUGGUGAAUCUGAAUAUGGAAUAUGAUAGAUCUGAGUGUCACCUUUCAUUAGA